Messenger RNA from Cryphonectria parasitica EP155, 2970 nucleotides. RefSeq lists its product as uncharacterized. NCBI's taxonomy places the organism in Eukaryota, Fungi, Ascomycota, Sordariomycetes, Diaporthales, Cryphonectriaceae. The transcript has 7 exons. The record is from RefSeq and is a predicted model, not a curated record. Bases 1 to 2970 code for a protein of 989 amino acids.
AUGGGGAUCUUUUCGCGGUCCAAAAAGGACGGCAAGUCCAAGAAGAAGGGCGGCAACUCUGACCUCGACCAGCAGCCAGCCAAACCACAAUGGACAGAUGCCUGGGCUCGAUCCUGGGUCGAGCCCGAGGAGGUACACGAGCUCGUCAAGCGGUGCACCGACGAGAUCAAGACUAGAGCUCUCGACCACCCCUUCCUGCUCCUCCCUUUCCGGCCGACUUCAGAUCCCAGCGCUGUCCGCACUUUCAUACGCCAUUUCUUCGACAAUCAUGAGCUACGAGGCGAGGCACUGGUGCAGGAGCUUCGGAUGACCGAGCCGAUGGUCAUCACGGGUGUCAUAAAAUGGUGCUGGAGCCGACUGCAGGGUGGUGUGGUAGGCUGGGACGCCUACGAGCUGUUCAAAGUAGGAGAGCAAGACUCGAACAUGGCUCGCGACUCUUUCAAGACCUUCAUCCCGCUUAGUGUCGAGAAUGGCGCUCGCACAAGUAUCAUUUUCAGCUUCUUCGACCUCCUAUCGGCCAUAGCAGCACACGGCAGGGCCAACGGCUUUGGUGGUCGCAAGCUGUCUCGCAUGGCAGCCUGGUGGGCAUUUGAGCACAAAGACACAAGCAAUGGUUUUGAUGGCGGGUACAAGGAGUGGUUGAAAGCCGCCGACGCCACAAGUCACCUCUUUUUCGCGUACCUUCGAACGCUCGGUCCUGCACAACAGGGUCCUGGGACCAUCUCCAUGCUGCCGAGGUCUCUGCAGUCGCUGCUCCAGGAUACCGAAUACCCACCAAAGCGACCGAUCCUGAUGCAGGCAUCCACCUUCAAAGUGGUGAUGAUUGUCGAGUCCGUCUCGCCGACACCCUUCGCUCUGCUCCGCCGUGGAAAUCACUUCCAAUACCGAGACGACUCGUUGCAGCGCUUCUCCGCAUACGAGGAUCCCGUCGCAGCUUUGACGGAGGAGUGUCAUAGAGUACUGAGAGCGAUUGCUGCCGCCAAUCAGACUCAGGCCGUCUCCAGCGCAAAACACUCUACAAGCUUGCGAGAUGCUUCCUGGUCACGAUUUGAAGACAUAGGUUUCCAGAGCACCUUGGAUGACGAUGACGACGAUAUGUUGUCCGCACCUGCACCACAGCCCAUUACAGGAUUGAGAACGACCCCGGCUUCGGGCGUUAAUAGAGGCGGAAGACCUACAACGCCGUCCUGGGCCGACUUCCUGUCGUCUGGAUUUGUUGACGACCGUGCCACCAGUCCUACGAGUCUCCUGCCCCCAGACAAGGUGCUUCCUCCGAUCGACACGACCGUACGACAACAAUCUGCCCAAUCACACAGGCCGCGGCUGGAGUCGGGGUCCGUCGUCGAGCAAGGCGAGCUUGCGAGCAUUAACAGGGUCGACCUUGAUGAGGCCUUUUGGUGGGUGUGGAUGAACAGCCUCGCACCGGAAGAGACUGCCGAGAGAAAGUCAGCCUUCGGCCGCUGUGCAGUCAUCGAGACGAUUAUUAGGAAUGGAAGAUGGCUUGUCUUCGAGGAGGUCGUCAAGGGUGCGGCAACCGAACCCGCAGAGGGCGCGUACGUCGCGCAAAAGAAGAGCUUCUUCAGCUGGAGACGGAAGGACAAGGACAAGGAUAGCCUGUCUCGACGCAAGUCGACUGCUGGGAAGAACGUCUUGGAAAACGGCCGUCUGAAGAGCAGUGCAACGACCGGUGCAAUGAGCAAGAGCAGUCUUGGUCCCGACCAGCAGGCCAAGAUCCAAGCCGCAGCGCAACAGCUCCAGGCGAAGCAAGAGCGGGAGAGACGGCAAGCGCAGGGCAUGCCGAUCCGUCGGGGUCGUACCGACGCUGAGCUGGUGGCCGAGAAGACACAGAGUGUGAUGACGCUGCAGCCGAUGAUCAUGAAGGAAGCCUCGCCAGCGAUGAAGUGGGCAAACAAAUAUGAUAAGGACACUAUUCGUGAAGCCUAUCUGGCAAAUUCGAUGGCGGGGCGCGGCCUUGGACAGUCGACUAUGCAGUCCAACGGACUCCUAGGGAGCAGCGUGCCUGAAGAGCAAUCGCCAUCACCGCUGCCUCGUUCGCCUUCAAUGCGGUCACCCCGUGAGGAGCAACACGAGGAGCCACUGGGCUCUACCCCGGCAGCUUCAGAGAUGGGCCACAACUCCCCACUGCCCCCAUUGCCUCCUCAAGAAGAGGCGCAGAAUACCAGUUUUGAUAUGGUACGCGACAACAUGGCGUCGCCCGAGCCUGCAGAGGAAGGCAGCCCGAAGCAGCACAAGAAGCUCCACAAAGAAGAGAAGAAGGGUGGAGGCGGUUUCCGCAGGCUGUUUGGAAGGCAGAGGCGGGCUUCGAAGGUGCCAGAGAACGCACCCGCUGACAUAGCUGCCGCCCUCGCUGAGACGGACCGGGGUGCAUCAACACCGGCACCCGAAUCGCCUAUCAGGUCCGACACGCCUCAGCAAGAGACGCCUGGACAACGGACUCCUCAUCAGCAGCAACAUGUCGAGACUGCCCCUGUCACCCCAAUGUCCCCCCAGCGGCAAGAGGAAGCGCACUACGCGGAGCCGGUGUACGAGCCCUCUGCUGCGUCAGCUGAUGAUUCUCGGGUCAAUACUGCUGAUGCUGAGGAGGCGACCGAUGAGUUUUCUCGGUUCGAUCAGGGGCCGCUCGAUGAUCAGCCUGCUUUCGUCCCAGAAAGCGACGAGGAAGAUGAUGCCACCCCUCCGCCUAUCCAGCGACAUAGGUCCCCUAACCCUCAAGAGACGAGGCCCCAGACAGCGCCAGCCAUCGAGCGCUGGGCGCAGAUCCGCAAGAACGCAGCCGAGCGUGCUGCUGCAGCCCAACACACUGCAUAUGGCUCCUUGGACUGUAUCUGUACUGACACAGCGACAGGCAUUGAGUCUCGCGUUGCACGUAUCAAGGCUCGUGUCGCCGAGUUAACCAACAACAUGGAUGGUACCCAAGCUCCUGGUUCCCGCCCUCCCGUCCCUCGCUAA